Messenger RNA from Xyrichtys novacula (pearly razorfish), 2599 nucleotides. The record is from the annotation of a GenBank genome assembly. NCBI's taxonomy places the organism in Eukaryota, Metazoa, Chordata, Actinopteri, Labriformes, Labridae.
GCAGCCACGUUGAGUCGACAAAAUUCAAACUGGACGGCGGUUAUCUGGGGGACAGAGAAAAAAACGACAACAAAGGUUUAUUCUUGAGGAUUUAACCAAAUUUCAACGAAGAUGACGAGCACACUGAAAGGAAUCACUCUGAAAGGAAGCGCAGAGCUAGUGGCCGAGUUCUUCUGUAAGUUUUUUUUAUUAUUUUGUGUUUUUAGCAGCUGGUUUUAGCUCUAACCGCAGACAUGCAGGACUAAUGUGCUACAGGGCCUGACAAUAAAAGGAGGUAUUAUGGUAAAAACAGAAAGAGAUAAAAUAAAUAAAUAAACUUUCCAGCCUAAAGAUUUAACCCACCUCUCUUAAUUUUAAAACAAAUGUUACCGAUUUUUGGUGAAACUCCAACUUUGAAGCAGUUAACAUGUCCACGAUAGUACACUGCCCACUUAAGACUUACAUAUGGAGGAAAACACCGGGGCUACUUUUCUGUAAAGCUAAAUUUUCACCAUACAUUGACAUUUGGUACUAAAAUAUACAUGCCGAAUCAACUAAUAGACUAUAAAGUUUCAUUUUAGAUUUUAGUCACCGUCUCAGUUUUAACUUUUGCUUAGAAACAUGGCCGACUGUACAUUUCGAGGUUCUCCAACCCACGUAGUUUAAUGUAUUUUAAAACCAACCUGGAGAGCAGAUAUAGCUGAAUCUAUAACAUGUUUCAGAAAAGUUCAUCCUUUUAUCAGUGUGGCUGUAAUCAAUCAACUCUAUUUUUGAAUUUAAUUUUAUUUCAGGAAUUUAGAGCUUUAUAAUCUUUUACAGUGUUUUACAUCAGUGCAUAUAAUAAUUUGUAAUUGUAAAAAGUGCUUAUCAAAUGUUUUUUUUUUCUGCCUUCAUUACAGCAUUUGGCAUCAAUAGCAUCCUGUACCAGCGAGGAAUCUAUCCUCCAGAAACAUUCACCAGAGUCACUCACUAUGAUAUGAGCCUUCAGCUCACCACAGACCCCAAACUGAAGAACUACCUGACCAACGUGGUGUCUCAGCUCAAAGGUAAACCUACUGGGUUUUCACAGCUUGUUUGCUUUACUUUUGUGUUUUUCUUGGAAAUAGUCAACAAAGAAAUAUCAAUGGAUUAAUAAACCCCCAACAACCUCUACAAAGACCUCUUAACCUUGCGCUUAGACUCACACUAAAGCUGUAUAUGUAUCUCAGAGACAGGCUUCAUAGAGUCUGACUGUUACAAGCCUGAAGCCUGUAUUAUUUCAUGCUUUUAGCACAUACAUGCUACAUUUUAUCUCCCUCACUCUUCUUAUACAGUACAUCAUCAUGAUAAACCUGUUCUUAGUCUCAGCAGAUGCGUACGUCAAGAGGAAGAGAAAAUUCUUCAUACUUUACAUUUGUAGAUAUCUAAAAUCUGAUAUUAUCAUACCCUAAAAUUUAAAGCUGGAUUCAUCCCAGGUCUUUUCUGGCUUGGAUUUUGUGGUUUAUGCUUCAAAACAGGGAUCAUUGCUUAUUAAACCUCUAUAAAAUUGUGUGAUAAAGUAAGUGGUCUGUGUGUGAAAGAGGAUAAAAUCUCCCCAUAACAAAUGUAAAUGCCAAUCUGAGGUCUGAAUGUAGCUUUUAUUUUUUAUUAUUAUUAUUUUUAAUCAAACCAGCUCCAGACAAAAGCAGCAAAGACUUUCAGUGUUUUGACCCUCCAAAAUAAAAGCCUGUUUAUGUGACUGUGUUGUUGCAGAGUGGCUGUUUGAGUGCACUGUGCAGAAGCUGGUGUUGGUGAUCACGUGUCUGGAGACCAACGAGGUUCUGGAGAGAUGGCAGUUUGACAUUGAGUGUGACAAGUCAGCCAAGGAGAGCAGGUCAGAUACAUCGCUGUCUACAAAUCCUUUUUUUUCUCAUAGCAUCUUUAAACGAAGACCAUUCAAGAUGAUACUUAUUCUGCAUUUUUUAUUUAUAAUUCUAUCAUGUUUUGCUCCCCAGUGCUCCCAGAGAGAAGUCCAUAAAAACUAUUCAGGAAGAGAUCCGCUCUGUCAUCAGACAGAUCACCGCCACCGUCACCUUCCUGCCACUGCUGGAGACGCCAUGUAAGGAACCAAACAUCCACGCCUUACUCCACCCAUCAUCGUUUGAUUAUUAACCCUUUUGUCCCCUCUUCUCCAGGUGCUUUCGACCUCCUCGUCUACACAGACAAAGACCUGGAGGUUCCCGAAAAGUGGGAGGAGUCUGGGCCGCAGAUCAUUGACCAAUCGGAGGAGGUGCGUCUCCGCUCCUUCACUACCUCCAUCCACAAGGUGAACAGCAUGGUGGCGUACAAGAGGACCGACUCGGUGUAAACCUGCAGACCAUAUAAACUGUACAUAACACCGGCAACUUUUCCUCGUAGAAACCUUUCUGUAGAUUUGUCAUCAUCCUGUCCUACCUCACUGUCUGAGUCCUGUUUUUCUGUUGCUUUCUGCACCUUCGCCUGCUCUUCUUUCUACUCUGAUGUAAAUAUUUCUCAUAAACAUCUGUUAAAAAAAGACAAGAAAAUUUCUUCCAAAGUGUUUCCUUCACUCUCUGUUUUAGAAAGUACUGGUUUAUGUGUUAAACUUUUAUAAACUAUCUGUAAUAAAAGGCUUUCACAAAGA